AUGGCUCCCUGCAAACCUCGUACCUUCACAGCCGGCCAGGAUCCGUUGACCAAAUUCGAUGGAGCUAUUUCGGUCCGUAAUCUUCCCCGCCCCCCAGACCGCUUGUUCGAGUUUCAGGGUAUCAUGAGGCCAAGUCGCGGCAUCUAUGCCAAGCUGAUCGCAACCGGCCAAAAGCCCCCGACACAUUUCCACCCCUCCCAGUGGGAAUUCUUUCGUGUUCUCCGCGGGAACCUCACUAUCGAGUUCAAUGGGCGUGUCAUUCACAGGACCCCCAGUGAUGGCGAACUGGCGGUGCCUCCCUAUACCCAUCAUGUCAUUUAUGGAACCCCAGGAACGGAGAUGAACGAGGUCGAGUUUGUCGUGAGUGCUAGUGAUCCUGCUGCGGAGGAGCAUGCUGCCGCCUUGAUGGACCAGCGGUUCUUUGAGAACUGGUAUGGGUAUCAGGAGGAUGUUUUUCAACGGGGGGAGAAAUUAGAUUUCGUCCAAGUUCUCUCGAUGUUUGAUGCCGGAGGCACAUAUCUCUCUCCACCGUGGUGGGUGCCCUUCCGCUCGUGGAUCGGGCUGUUCCUGGGCAUUGUGGUGGGCCGGUGGAUCGGAGGGCUGCUAGGCUAUGCGCCCUUUUAUCCAGAAUGGACAACCGACUGGGAGGCAGCCUGUGAGAUAAUGCAACAGAGCUGGUUCCAUCGUCGAUUUGCGGAUCCACAAGCACAAAAGCUAGCACGAGUAAGGUUUCGUGAACAGUUAGAGCAGGAGGCACCAGCCAAGGAGGAGAAGUCGGAGUAG
Messenger RNA from Penicillium griseofulvum, 783 nucleotides. Its product is annotated as cupin domain-containing protein. The record is from RefSeq and is a predicted model, not a curated record. The transcript is spliced from 2 exons. Lineage: Eukaryota; Fungi; Ascomycota; Eurotiomycetes; Eurotiales; Aspergillaceae. The coding region runs from base 1 to 783 and encodes 260 amino acids.